AUGAACAGCACCGAAAAAAUUGAGAAUGAAGACUGUCUGAAAAACAAAAAGGCAAAGCUCGCAAAAGAUAGAAAGAGACGUAAAGUUAGGUCAAAGAAAUGUAUCAACAGCAGUGAAAAUAGUGAGGAUGAUAUUCCCAUCGCUCAGUUGUGUGAUGAUUAUGAAUACGGCUUUGUGGAGAAUCAUGAUAUUUACGCCGUUUGUCAAGAAUUUGGUCGUGCUAGUAUCAGUAUUGGUUACAUAAAGAAUGUAGCGGAAAAUACUCUGCCGUAA
Molecule: messenger RNA, 273 nt
Organism: Parnassius apollo (apollo)
Lineage: Eukaryota; Metazoa; Arthropoda; Insecta; Lepidoptera; Papilionidae
Source: the annotation of a GenBank genome assembly